CAUCUGUUUGGAACAGCCACUGCGGAGAAACAGAGGGAAGCAAAGGGACUUGCACCUACUAGUCAUGGCUGAGCAGAGAAGCGUGUGGAGCUUGUGUGACAUGUUCAAGAGAGACUUCUUGAGAGGUGACAUGUGAUUAGUUAGUGCCUAGGUGGCUUGAUGGCUCUCGCUGACUGCAAACCAAAGCCAUCCUUCUACCAAAGCAAAAAACAGGCAGAGCACGGGCUGACUGCAGAAUGCUGUUUCCAAGGAAGUGAAUUGUGAAGAAGGGACUCAUGAAUUUCGAUCGCGGAGAAUUGGAGAGCAUCUCUGAUGUCUGCUCCAGUGAAGACCUUCCUGAGGUAGAGCUGGUGAGCAUGCUAGAAGAGCAGUUACCAGAGUACAAAUUACGAGUGGAUUCUCUGUACCUGUAUGAGAAUCAAGACUGGAUCCAGCCCCCUACGUGCCAUGGCCGUCUUCCUGAAACCGCUUCCUCGCUUCGUGAUGAGGAGACCUUCCGUUACAUGACUUUUAUCGAACUUCCUCCCUCUUCCUUGGCUGAAUCUCACAAAUUUGCACAAGUUCUUGGCACAGAUAAUGUGGAGCAAAUAGCGAAAAGCUACAGUGAUGCUGACAUGGUCAAACAUUUGCUAGCUGAGAGAGAUCGGGACCUGGAACUAGCAGCUCGAAUUGGACAAGCCCUUCUUAAGCGAAACCAUCUUCUGACAGAACAGAAUGAAGCACUAGAAGAACAGCUAGGACAAACUCUAGACCAAGUUAACCAGCUGCAGCACGAACUGUCCAAGAAGGAUGACCUGCUUCGUGUUGUUUCGAUUGCUUCUGAGGAGAGUGAAACAGAUUCCAGCUGUUCCACCCCACUUCGGUCCAAUGAAUCCUUCAAUGUAUCACACAGUCUCUUGCAGCUGGAUAUCCUGCAAGAUAAGCUCAGGGAAUUGGAAGAGGAGAACCUUGCUCUGCGAUCAAAGGCUUGCCAUCUGAAGACAGAAACCAUUACAUAUGAAGAGAAGGAGCAGCAGCUGGUUAACGACUGUGUUAAAGAGCUACGGCAAUCGAAUGCUCAGAUUUCCAGAAUAACAGAGGAGCUGUCAGAAAAGAGUGAAGAGGUGGUUCGCUACCAGGAAGAGAUCUCAUCCCUCUUGUCUCAGAUUGUUGAUCUCCAGCAUAAACUCAAAGAACAUGUGAUUGAAAAAGAGGAGCUGAAACUUCACCUACAAGCGUCCAAAGAUGCUCAGAGGCAACUGACAGCAGAGCUCCAUGAGCUGCAAGAUCGGAACAUGGAGUGUCUGGGGAUGUUGCAGGAGUCACAAGAAGAGGUGAAGUUGCUGCGCAGCAGAGCCAGCUCUGCGGCCGCUCUCUGCCGUCCCCAGGCACGUGGAGCAUUUCCUGGGGAUUCCCUCGCAGCAGAAAUUGAAGGGACAAUGCGGAAGGAAUUGUGUCAGGGGGAACAACCUGUUCCCUCUAACCAAAAGGUUCAACAGAAGCGAGUAUUUGACACUGUCAGGGUUGCUAAUAUCACUCGUGGUCGGUCGGCCUCUUUUCCUGCCCCGCUGCCGAUCCCCGGGUCCAACCGAUCCAGUGUUGUCAUGACGGCCAAGCCCUUCCAGUCCGGGCUGCAGCAGCCGGAGCGCCGCGGGCAGGCGACACAGAGGAGUAGCUCUGAGAAGAACCUGAGGGACACAGAAAAGGCGGAUCAGCCAGGAGACCCUGGAGACAGUGACUUAGCCACAGCGCUGCACAGGCUGUCCCUCCGUCGGCAGAACUACCUGAGCGAGAAGCAGUUCUUCGAGGAGGAGUGGGAGCGAAGGAUGCGUUUGCUGGCCGAGCAGAAGGAAGAGGCCAGUGGCUGCAGCACGCCGUCAGAAAGCUCCUGUUCCCUGGGUACCAGCUCCGAACUCACGGAUCUUUCUGCCAGCUCGAGUAACUUCCGGGUCCUCCUACCAGAAAAAUUGCAAAUUGUCAAGCCCAUUGAAGGAUCUCAGACCCUUUUUCACUGGCAGCAGCUCGCUCGACCAAACCUAGGCACCAUUCUGGACCCAAGACCAGGUGUCGUUACCAAAGGGUUUACUCCUCUGCCUGAUGACACCGUGUACCACAUCUCUGACUUGGAAGAGGAUGAUGAGGAGGGGGAAGGAGGUAUAACAUUUCAAGUGCAGCCUGCCUUCCUGGAGGAAAGGAAACAUGCAGUGAAAAAGCCAGUGGCAGGGAUUUUCCUGCCACCUAUUACUUCAGCAACUGUACCUCUCACUGCCUCAAAUCCAGGGAAGUGUCUGUCUUCCACAAAUUCCACAUUUACCUUCACUACCUGUAGGAUCCUUCACCCAUCCGAUGUCACCCAGGUUACUCCCAGCUCUGUGUGUGCUCCCUUUUCCCUUGGGAGCAGCACCGGCAGCGCAGCGGUGAGCACUCCAGCCAUGUCCUACCGGCUCAGUAUUGGAGAAUUCCUCACCAACAGAGGAGAUUCAACCACCACCUUGAGCAGCACCAGCAGUCUGGCCAAACUUCUGCAGGAACGAGGCAUCUCUGCCAAAGUUUAUGACAGCCCCAUCUUAGAGAAACUGCCGUUGCUGCCGCCCCCUCAAACUGUCCCCAUUCCUUCUACUCCACCAAAUUCUCCCUCGCAUUCGCCUUGUCCUUCCCCUCCACCAUUUGAGCCUCGAGCACAUCUCUCUGAAAACUUCCUGGCCUCACGACCAGUGGAGACUUUCUUGCAGGAAAUGUAUGGCCUGAAGCCCUCCCGCAACGCCCCGGACGUGGGCCAGCUGAAGAUGAACCUGGUGGACAGACUGAAGAGGCUGGGCAUUGCGCGGGUGGUCAAGCCCCCCGAGGCCCAGGACCAAAGGAAGAACCAAGGCAUGGAGGUUGGCCUGCAGAGACAGGCCUCAGCUGCAUUUUUAAAUGCAGGUGGCAACUUAAUGGCAGGACUGAGAAGAAACCAGAGCCUUCCAGUCAUGAUUGGGGCCCUGGGAGCUCCAGUUUGCACACAGUCAUCAAAAAUGGAUAUUCUAAAGGAAAACUGAUUGGUUUGAAAAACGACUGAUUUGUAGCGUGGUAAAUAAUAAAUGAGGGCUACGUAUUUAGCACAGACGUGGUUACAGAAGUGUUACAGAAGCGUUGGAGAAGGCAUGUGCAUGUUAAAAGAUGUGGGAGAGACACGUGUUGGGAUCAAAGAGAAAAGAACAGGGUUUGGGUUUGAGGAAAAAAGGGCUCUGUGGAACAUAAGAAAGAAGAAACCAAAGCUUAGUUUUGAGGCUCUUUCCAGGAUCUGUCUUAGUUUAAGAAGAAAUGAAAGACUGUAUUAGAUAUUCUCAAUAUUUUAGUCUUUUAAACUGUAUGUUAGAACUGUCUUGCAGUUGCUGUUCCAUUUUUCCACCCAGUGGUCAUAGUGUUUUACUAGCUGUGAGCAGUCAGACCUUGCCAUUUAAACACAGUACGAAAGUCCAGCCAGUCUGACUAGCAUCAUGGGUUCAAGUUCCUCUCCCUAGUAAACAAGCACAGAAAGCCAGAGUCUUUUGAUCCGUGUUAUUUUCCAGGUCAGAGACUGCACUGAUGCCCUUUUCUGAAUUCUCUCCGUUUUAGAAACAGGGGAGAGAACCUUUCUCUGCAAGGAAGGACUGCUUCUGUUUAUGAGAACGGAAAUUGGUGGUCAGGGUUUGUAUUUUGAAGGAGAGCAGUUGUGCUAGUGAAAUGUUAACAGAAGUUUCUUUCUUUCCAGAGGCUCUGAAGCACACAGGAAGGUGCGAUGAGUUAAGAAUUAACAAGCAGGAAAGUAUGUAGCAGCUACAAAAAAGAAAAAAGUUUUAUUUGCGCUGAGGUAACUUUCCAAAGUGUGCUGUGCAUCUGUUUUUUUUGUUUGUUUGUUUUUGUUUUUUAAUGAGGGUAGUUUUGCACAUACAAACAUCUCAGGCACAUGUCAGUGUUACAAAGGGAGAUAAAACAGAGGUGCUUGAUUCAGGGUCUGCUUUUUCUUGACCUAAGCAGAGGACAUUCACUUAAAGACAAGUGUGGGAAGUUCUGUGAUCAGAUGUUCUCUCUUGACAGGUAGACAGCUAGUGUUACAUUUCAUGCAUUUCAUUCAGAUAUUUCUAAUUUCAUACAGGAUUCUGUUUAAAAGAUUUCAUUAAGAAAAUCUUUGGGGAUUGUUUUAGAUCUAUGGUUAGAGCAAAAUGUAGCACUCGGCACUGUGAAACAACAAGGGAAAUGAAAGCUGGUGUUCCUUAUAACACUUUAAUGGAUUUAAAUCAGUUUUGUCUGUUUGGAAUCCUGUGUUUUGAUGAUGGAGAAUCAUUCUGAAUCUGCUUCUGAACAAAACUGAAGCAGGCUUUCUGCCUCAAAAACAUGGCCAACUCUGUUGGGAAAAUCCGAUUUUCCUGAGUGGCAAUUUGCAGAAUAUUACGACCACUUUGAUUUUUGGAUUUAGGAGGGGAAAAAUCAUCCCAUCCAAGGUUCUAUCCAUAAUUAAAUAAUCAACAGUAUAUCAUAAUUUGUCACUUAACUUACAGGAAAUAAUAAUAGGUUUGCCUGAAAUUCCUAAGAGGAUUAGACCUCCUAAGAGGGUCCGUGCUAAUGACGAGAAUAGAAGAAGGUUUUACUUUCCAUAUAUUUUUUCACUGUACUUUUCAGCAUUCUGAAGUAAUU
Molecule: messenger RNA, 4635 nt
Organism: Nothoprocta perdicaria
Lineage: Eukaryota; Metazoa; Chordata; Aves; Tinamiformes; Tinamidae
Gene: TRAK2
Product: trafficking kinesin protein 2
Exons: 17
Coding region: 276-3017 (913 amino acids)
Biological process (GO): anterograde axonal transport of mitochondrion; neurogenesis
Cellular component (GO): dendrite
Molecular function (GO): GABA receptor binding
Source: RefSeq, a predicted model, not a curated record